Molecule: messenger RNA, 1081 nt
Organism: Anguilla anguilla (European eel)
Lineage: Eukaryota; Metazoa; Chordata; Actinopteri; Anguilliformes; Anguillidae
Product: GRB2-related adaptor protein 2-like
Exons: 7
Coding region: 205-909 (234 amino acids)
Molecular function (GO): protein binding
Source: RefSeq, a predicted model, not a curated record
GCGUUGAAUUUGGUAACUGUACUCUGUAUUCGACUGUGCUGUUGUCUUUGCCUAUGAACUUUCCUGCGUAGGCAUCGCCUACUCAUAUUGCUGCGGCAGUGUAUACGAAGACCAAUUUCUGGCUUGGACCCAGAGCUGUGCAUACGAACCAUAUAAGUGACUGUGCACCCACCCAUCCUUCGCCCUGGUCCCUCUACCUUCGUCAUGGAAGCGACCGGAAAGUUUGAUUUCACAGCCACAGCAGAGGACGAGCUCAGCUUCCGCAAGGGGGACGUUAUCAAGAUUUUGGGUACUAAUGAUGACUGGUUCAAGGCGGAGCUGCAUGGACACGAGGGCUUUGUCCCUAGAAACUACAUCAAUGUGCGAUUUCCCAGCUGGUACCAGGAGAACGCCAGCAGGAGCAUGGCGGAGGAGAGCCUGAGCCCUCGGGAGCUGGGGGCCUUCCUGAUCCGCGGCAGCCAGAGGUCACCGGGAGAUUUCUCCAUCUCCGUGCGGCAUGACUCCGACGUGCAGCAUUUUAAGGUGAUGAAGGACGGCAAGGGUCAGUAUUACCUGUGGUCGGAGCGGUUCAGCUCCGUGAACAAGCUGGUGGAGUACUACAAGAGCAACUCGGUGUCCAAGCAGACGCAGAUCUUCCUCAGCGACGGCGAGCCGCAGCCGGGACAGGUGGAGAAACAAAACAGCUCCGUCCCCGUUCCCCAUAGGCCAGCUGAGCCUGUGCCGCAUGCUCAGAGGCCAGUCCUGCAGGUCAGAGCGCUGUAUGACUUCAUCGCUGAGGAGGCGGACGAGCUGCCCUUCAGCGCGGGGGACGUGAUCGAGGUCCUGGACCGCUCAGACCCGUCCUGGUGGAGAGGCCAGCUGCGGGGCAGGAGCGGCCUGUUCCCCUGCAACUACGUCGCCCCCGUCUGACUGGGCCUCCGGCCGGGAAGGGCCGCCGCCGCCACCGCGGCCUCGUGAGCGACAGAUGGCUGUGACUCUGCUGUCACGCUGAGCAUGACUUGCCCCGCCCGCAGUCAUGCGCGGGGCUCUCAGCAUCCCAGCAGCCUUGCACAACGUCUCUAAAUGCCAGACAUUUCAUUUU